UUUCUUCACCAUUGUCUCACCUGUCAUUGCUCUUUUCUCUUUCUUUGCCUUUUUGUCCACUGCUUUCUCUCUCAUCACUCUAUUUCCCUAUAAACAAUCCAAUUCGUGGACUAGUUUUUCUGCGUCUCUAUCACAGCUUCGUCCCUCUCUUUUAUCUCAUUUUUAUUUUUUGUUCAAUACCCAUUUCCAGAAUUCACUGAUUUGUCUUCUGAGUUUCAUCAUGGAGGAUGCCAAAGUGGUGGAAGCAAAAGAUGGAACCAUUUCUGUAGCUUCUGCAUUCGCUGGCCAUCAGGAAGUUGUACAGGAUAGAGACCACAAAUUCUUAACAGCAGCAGUUGAGGAGGCAUAUAAAGGGGUUGAAUGUGGAGAUGGAGGUCCAUUCGGUGCGGUUGUUGUUCGUAAUGAUGAAGUACUUGUGAGCUGUCACAACAUGGUUCUGACAAACACCGAUCCGACUGCACAUGCAGAGGUUACUGCAAUAAGAGAGGCAUGUAAGAAGCUCAACCAAAUUGAGCUAUCAGACUGUGAAAUCUAUGCCUCUUGUGAGCCUUGCCCAAUGUGCUUUGGUGCUAUACAUCUUUCAAGAAUUAAGAGAUUGGUCUAUGGGGCCAAAGCUGAAGCAGCUAUAGCUAUUGGAUUCGACGAUUUUAUAGCAGAUGCCUUAAGGGGUACUGGAUUUUACCAAAAGGCUCACUUGGAGAUCAAAAGGGCUGAUGGUGAUGGUGCUGAAAUUGCGGAACAAGUUUUUGAGAAUACAAAAGCCAAGUUUCGUAUGUAUUGAUUUCUUCAGCUUGCUGCCUAACUAUCACAAUCUUUAACUUGAUGCUUAUAAUCAGUUCAUUGCAAAAACUAUUUGAACAUGCUGGAAAAACCUAGCUUAUGAUUUGGGGGUUUGUCCCAUAAAUGGGAUAGGAUUGUUGAUCUCAUACUUGUAUGUCAACUCUCCCUUUGCUUUCUCCAGAAUAUCCCAUAAAUUCUUCUCAAGAAAAUGAUGAUUGAACUGGGCAAUGCUCUAUUUGAUUGCUAA
Messenger RNA from Vitis riparia (riverbank grape), 1027 nucleotides. Its product is annotated as guanosine deaminase. The transcript is spliced from 5 exons. Lineage: Eukaryota; Viridiplantae; Streptophyta; Magnoliopsida; Vitales; Vitaceae. Gene Ontology annotation, molecular function: guanosine deaminase activity; zinc ion binding. Bases 221 to 781 code for a protein of 186 amino acids. The record is from RefSeq and is a predicted model, not a curated record. Gene Ontology annotation, biological process: purine nucleoside catabolic process.